AUGACCGUACUGGAUAAUUUUUCCACUCUAGCAGGCCUGGCAUUCUGCCUUGGCGCUGUAUCCGUUCUCUACCGAUUGCUAUUCUCGCCUCUGCGCAAUGUCCCAGGGCCGCGUCUUGCUGCUCUCUCAAGUAUUUGGCUAUGGGUACAGGACAUGACUGGAAACUCACCGCAGUCUAUUUCCAAGCUCCAUAAGAGUCUCGGCCCAAUCGUCCGCAUCGGCCCUAACGAGAUCAGUAUUGACGAUAUCGAGAUACACAAUCGCGUCCUAUAUUGCCAGGCUCCCAAGUAUAUGAAGGCCGCUUACUUCUACGACCCAUUCAAGACCGGGCCAUCAGGGAUCUUCCAGAGCUCAGAGCCCAAAGAACAUUCCACUUUGCGGCGUUUAGUCAGCAAGCCAUUUUCCAGAAAGAGUGUUCUGCAGUUCGAGCCAGAGAUCUGGAAAUCAGUCGAUAUGCUCUCAGACGUGUUGCGCCAACAUGGCAAAGCUAACAACACCUUUGACCUCUCAAAGAUGUCUCGCUGUCUUUCACUCGAUUUUAUCACGAAUUUCACGUACGGGGAAUCAAUGCAGGCAGUUCUUUCUCCUGAGUUCCAUGACGAUGUCCUGGACGCGUUCGAUUCUUUCGCUGUUAGCAAUUUCUUAUUUAUGAUGAUACCUUCUCUUCGUCAACCCUCAAUAACUCUGCUGUCCAUGUUACCUUUUAAGGUGUUUCAGGCUAUUCCAAGCAUGAGACGUCGCGUCCAAAAAGCACUGGAAAGAUACGAUAGUACGGGGAAGUCUAGCUCGGGGUUCCAGCCUCUCCUGCAAGCCGAACACGCAGCCUCUAUUGCGCAGAACUACCCUCUAAGCAAAGACUUUCUGGUCGCUGAUGGCUUGGCGGAUAUCUUUGCCGGGACAGACACAACAUCGACAACGCUCACUCUAACACUCAACGAGAUCUUCUCCAAUCCCAGAGUAUACGGCCGUCUCCAUGCGGAGCUAAAGAGAGCCAUCCCAAAUCCCAGUGACACUGCAGAGCUAUCCAACCUCGAGUCCCUACCGUACCUCGCCGCUUGUGUCAAGGAAGGCCUCCGCUUCAGCACGCCAGUCCGGUCCCGCCUCCCCCGCGUAACUCCCGAAUCCGGCCUUACCUACGGCAAACACUUCAUCCCAUCCGGCACCUUCAUUUCCUCAAGCCCCUACCUAAUGAACUACAAUGAGACGGUCUUCCCCGAUCCCUGUACCUACAAGCCAGAGCGUUGGCUUCUAGACAACCCGGCCGAGAUCAAGCAGCUAGACAAUUGCUGGGCUCCGUUUUCGAAAGGUUCACGAGGCUGCAUCGGGAUUAACCUUGCUAUGGCCGAGAUUUACAUAACCAUUGCAGCUAUUGUGAGGCGAUUUGAACUGGUGGAGAAGAAAUUCAGGGAGUUGAAGAUUAGGGAGAUUUUUGGGGUUAUUUUUGAUGAGCCCCUAGUUAUGAAGUUGAAAAGCGUCCAGGAGUGA
Penicillium daleae is the source of this 1485-nucleotide messenger RNA. Its product is annotated as cytochrome P450. The record is from RefSeq and is a predicted model, not a curated record. The coding region runs from base 1 to 1485 and encodes 494 amino acids. The transcript is spliced from 6 exons. Gene Ontology annotation, molecular function: monooxygenase activity; iron ion binding; oxidoreductase activity, acting on paired donors, with incorporation or reduction of molecular oxygen. NCBI's taxonomy places the organism in Eukaryota, Fungi, Ascomycota, Eurotiomycetes, Eurotiales, Aspergillaceae.